AUGGCACUAUCAUCCCAUCCUUCACAAUCCGGCGGCCUUUCUGCUGCCAGCUUCCGCCAGUACGUCAAGGAGCUGGCUGAGGAGGGCGAUCUGUUGUCUAUCUUCAAAGAAGUCGACCCUCGUCUUGAGCUAGCAGCUAUCGUACGGAAGGUCUACGAAACUGAAGACAAAGCGCCUCUUUUCGAAAAUAUCAAAGGACGCCAGCAGAACGGUCUCUUUCGGGUCUUGGGAGCACCUGUGGGUGCCAGCAGUUUGCCGGGAAAGAGGUUCAUUCGCAUAGCAAAGUCGUUGGGACUUCCGUCCGAAUCCAGCGGCCGGGACAUCAUCUACGCCAUCAAACGCGCAAAGAAGCGUCAACCGAUCGCUCCAAGGAAGUUCGAGACUGGUCCGGUCAAAGAGCACAAGAUCUUCGGAGAUGAAAUCGCCCUGGAAAAACUUCCUGUUCCCCUCUUCCACGAAGACGAUGGCGGUAAAUACUUGCAAACAUUCGGCAUGUACAUCGUUCAGAGUCCCGAUGGUUCGUGGGUCAACUGGUCAAUCACCCGCGGCAUGGUUAAUGGCAAACGGUCUCUGGCCGGCCCCACCAUGUCGGCGCAAGAUAUCGGUGUCAUUCGAAAAAUGUGGCAAGACAGAGGCGAAGACAUGCCCUUUUCUCUUUGCUUUGGUGUACCACCUGCUGCCAUCAUGGUCGGCGGAAUGCCUAUCCCUAAGGGUGUGAAUGAGAGUGGCUUCGUAGGGGCUCUCCUUGGUCAGCCUGUGGAUGUCGUCAAGUCCGAGACCAAUAACAUCUGGGUUCCUCGCGAUGCGGAGAUCGUUCUCGAAGGCGUCGUUUCAAGGACUGAGACCGCUGACGAAGGACCUUUUGUCGAGUACCAUGGGCACGUGUUCCCUGGAUCAGGGAAGCCUUGUCCAGUAUUCAACAUCGAUGCCAUCACUUACCGAGAUGAUCCUAUUCUCCCCAUUUGUGUCGCGGGGAGGGCGACUGAGGAGAGCGAGACAGUCUGGGCUCUUACCCAGGCGGCUGAGGUUCUCAAUAUUUGCGAAGCCGCCGAGCUGCCAAUUGAAAUGGUGUGGAGUCCUUUUGAGUCUCACUGCCUCUGGUUUGUCCUCCAGGUCAACUGGUCCAAGUUGCGCGCGCUUCAGACCAACAUGAAAGAUUUCUGUGAGAAGGUUGGCCACACUGUCUUUUCAACUAAACCUGGUUUCUACAUUCCUAAGAUCUACCUGGUUGGAGAAGACAUUGACCCCACCAAUCUCAAUGAGCUUAUCUGGGCUGAGGCAACUAGAUGCCAACCCGAGAUCAACGAGUUCUUUUUCGACGCGUACGGUAACAUCCCUCUCAUCCCAUAUGUAAGCCAUGGUAUCAAAGAGAGAAGGAACCAUGUUAAGGUCAUUCAGAACUGA
Messenger RNA from Colletotrichum chrysophilum, 1404 nucleotides. RefSeq lists its product as uncharacterized. Gene Ontology annotation, molecular function: carboxy-lyase activity. Gene Ontology annotation, cellular component: cytoplasm. Gene Ontology annotation, biological process: ferulate metabolic process; cinnamic acid catabolic process. NCBI's taxonomy places the organism in Eukaryota, Fungi, Ascomycota, Sordariomycetes, Glomerellales, Glomerellaceae. Bases 1 to 1404 code for a protein of 467 amino acids. The transcript has 2 exons. The record is from RefSeq and is a predicted model, not a curated record.